UUUGUUUCAAAGCAGCGAGUGAAGUCGCCAUCUUGUUGGAUGUUGAAAAUUAUUGGGAAAUUCGAAGAAUUUUCACGUUAUUUAAUUUGUUUUGGUGUUUUAUGUGUUGUAAUUAGAAAUGUCUAAGCGCCGCAUCGAAGUGAUGGAUCCCUUUAUCAAAAAGAAAAGGGAAGAGAAAGCGGCAGCAGCAGCCAAGUCAGGCGGCAGCGGCGAGUCGUCAGAGUCUGCGGUGGCUACCCUCGGCUCCAGCAUGCCUCCCACUGCUACCAGUACUCCUGGUGUUAAUCCUUUUACUGGUCUCCCCCACUCACAGCGCUACCACGAGCUCCUACGCCGUCGCCUAGGCCUCCCAGUAUGGGAAUACAAAAACGACUUCAUGAGACUCCUCAACACCCACCAGUGUGUCGUCCUAGUCGGAGAGACUGGCUCCGGGAAGACCACACAAAUCCCCCAAUGGUCCGUUGAAUUUGCAGCGGUUACAGCAGGCAAGUCAAAAGGGGUAGCUUGUACCCAACCGAGAAGAGUAGCCGCUAUGUCCGUAGCCCAAAGAGUGGCUGAAGAAAUGGAUGUGGCUUUGGGUCAGCAAGUUGGUUACAGCAUCCGUUUUGAAGAUUGUUCCGGACCUCAGACUAUACUAAAGUACAUGACAGACGGUAUGUUGCUAAGAGAAGCAAUGUCAGACCCAAUGCUUGAACAAUAUAGAGUGAUUUUACUUGAUGAGGCUCACGAAAGGACGCUGGCCACAGAUAUACUAAUGGGUGUGUUAAAAGAAGUUAUUAAACAGAGGUCAGAUCUCAAACUAGUUAUCAUGUCUGCUACCUUAGAUGCCGGAAAGUUCCAACAGUACUUUGACAAUGCACCGUUGAUGAACGUCCCGGGACGGACACAUCCAGUAGAAAUUUUCUACACACCGCAGCCUGAAAGGGAUUAUUUAGAAGCUGCUAUACGUACAGUUAUACAGAUUCACAUUUGCGAAGAAAUUGCAGGAGAUAUCCUACUAUUUUUGACCGGACAGGAAGAAAUAGAAGAUGCAUGUAAGAGAAUCAAACGAGAGAUUGAUAAUCUAGGUCCGGAUGCUGGUGAAUUAAAGUGCAUACCUUUAUAUUCGACGUUACCACCUAAUCUGCAGCAGAGGAUUUUCGAGCCAGCGCCCCCGAACCGAGCAAAUGGAGCUAUAGGACGAAAAGUGGUGGUUUCAACGAACAUUGCUGAGACUUCCCUGACAAUAGACGGAGUUGUAUUUGUGAUAGACCCAGGAUUUGCUAAACAGAAGGUCUAUAAUCCGAGGAUCCGGGUGGAAUCUCUUCUUGUGUCUCCGAUCAGUAAGGCAUCGGCCCAGCAGAGGGCUGGACGGGCUGGUAGAACUCGGCCGGGCAAAUGUUUCAGGCUUUACACGGAGAAGGCCUAUAAGAAUGAAAUGCAGGAUAAUACGUACCCAGAGAUUUUAAGAUCAAACUUAGGGUCUGUAGUUUUGCAGUUGAAAAAGCUUGGCAUCGACGAUCUGGUACACUUCGAUUUUAUGGACCCCCCAGCGCCCGAGACUCUGAUGCGGGCACUCGAGUUGCUUAAUUAUCUGGCUGCUUUGGACGACGACGGCAACUUAACGGACUUGGGCGCGGUGAUGGCGGAGUUUCCUCUCGACCCUCAACUCGCCAAGAUGUUGAUAGCCAGCUGCAACCACAACUGUUCCAACGAGAUCCUCUCCAUCACUGCCAUGCUGUCAGUACAACAGUGCUUCGUCCGUCCCAACGAGGCGCGGAAGGCGGCGGACGAGGCCAAGAUGAGGUUCGCGCACAUCGACGGCGACCAUCUCACGCUGCUCAAUGUCUAUCAUGCUUUUAAACAGAACAUGGAGGACCCGCACUGGUGCUACGACAACUUCAUCAACUACCGCUCGCUCAAGUCCGGCGACAACGUGCGCCAGCAGCUCAGCAGGAUCAUGGACAGGUUUAACUUAAAACGAACAAGUACAGAGUUCACAAGCAAGGACUACUACAUUAAUAUAAGGAAAGCACUAGUUAACGGAUUCUUUAUGCAGGUUGCCCACUUAGAGCGGACGGGUCACUACCUGACCGUGAAAGACAACCAGGUAGUCCAGCUCCACCCCAGCACGUGCCUGGACCACAAGCCGGACUGGGUCAUCUACAACGAGUUCGUGCUCACCACCAAGAACUAUAUACGCACCGUCACUGAUAUUAAACCGGAAUGGCUACUCAAAAUAGCGCCACAAUACUACGAGCUGAACAACUUCCCGCAGUGCGAAGCCAGGCGGCAACUCGAGCUGCUGCAGGCCAGGCUCGACUCCAAGGCCUACCAGGAGGGGUUCUAGGCCUCGUCACCUCGUACCAGAGGGGUCAGGAGGCCUAAAAGCCGUCUUAAAAAGGAGACAGAAGGGCUUCUAGACCUCGUACAAAGGGUUAAGAGCGCUUCUAGGCCUCGUGAUCUCGUACUAGGGGGUUAUGAGGGCUACUAGGUCUCGUGACUUCGUGUCAAGAGGGCUGUUAGGCCUCGUGACCUUGUAAUAUAGGGGUCAUGAGGGCUUUUAGACCUCGUGAUCUCGUAGAAGACCUGACCCCCGUAGCACGAGGACACGAGGGCUUUUAGGCCCCCUGACCCCCUAGCACGAGGUCACGAAGCCUAAAAGCCCUCGUGUCCUCGUGCUACGGGGGUCAGGAGGUCUUCUGGGCCUCGUGACCAUGUACUAUGGAGUUAGGAGGGCUUUUAGGCCUCGGGACCUCGUACCAGGGGGUCUUGUACCUCCUACGGGGUCUGUGACAAGUACUAGAAAUGUGGGAAUAUGAGUUAUGUAUCAAUAAAGUAUUUAAGAACAUAAA
This is a messenger RNA of Helicoverpa zea (corn earworm), 2834 nucleotides long. It is a transcript of the gene Dhx15, whose product is annotated as putative pre-mRNA-splicing factor ATP-dependent RNA helicase PRP1. NCBI's taxonomy places the organism in Eukaryota, Metazoa, Arthropoda, Insecta, Lepidoptera, Noctuidae. Gene Ontology annotation, molecular function: RNA helicase activity; ATP binding; RNA binding. Bases 119 to 2329 code for a protein of 736 amino acids. The transcript has 10 exons. The record is from RefSeq and is a predicted model, not a curated record. Gene Ontology annotation, cellular component: intracellular anatomical structure; spliceosomal complex.